CUGCUGGAGGUGUAAUGGAUGUUAACACCGCCCUGCAAGAAGUGCUUAAGACCGCACUCAUCCAUGAUGGCCUUGCUCGUGGUAUUCGGGAAGCAGCCAAAGCCCUGGACAAACGUCAAGCCCAUCUCUGUGUUCUGGCUUCAAAUUGUGAUGAACCUAUGUACGUAAAGCUAGUUGAAGCACUUUGUGCAGAACACCAGAUCAACCUAAUAAAGGUUGAUGACAACAAAAAACUGGGCGAAUGGGUUGGUCUCUGCAAGAUCGACAGAGAAGGAAAACCUCGCAAAGUGGUGGGCUGCAGCUGUGUGGUUGUCAAGGACUAUGGCAAGGAAUCUCAGGCCAAAGAUGUCAUCGAAGAGUACUUCAAGUGCAAGAAAUGAAUUGAGAAAUAAAUAUUGGGCCUGA
Molecule: messenger RNA, 405 nt
Organism: Tinamus guttatus (white-throated tinamou)
Lineage: Eukaryota; Metazoa; Chordata; Aves; Tinamiformes; Tinamidae
Source: RefSeq, a predicted model, not a curated record